Messenger RNA from Trichomonas vaginalis G3, 894 nucleotides. RefSeq names its product KilA, N-terminal/APSES-type HTH, DNA-binding family. The transcript has a single exon. Lineage: Eukaryota; Parabasalia; Trichomonadida; Trichomonadidae. The coding region runs from base 1 to 894 and encodes 297 amino acids. The record is from RefSeq and is a predicted model, not a curated record.
AUGUCAACAACAGAGAACACAACAACUGCUAUCGUUCAUGAAGCCAUAAGUGAAGAAUACGAGUGGGUUCAGUUUAACAAACAGUUACGUCUCAUUCGUUCGGUCAAAGAUGACAUGUACCAAAUGCAAAGUAUUUUGACAGCAUGUUUUGCACCAGAUACUAAGGUUCCUAAAGACUGGUUUAGGAACCAAAGCACUAUUGAACUAUUAAAUGAAGCACAGCGAGACAGACUUUUUUCUGAAAAUCGUGAAGAACAGCGAGUGGGAGAAAAACCCCAGUCGCCAAAACUCUAUGAAAAUCGUGAAAAAUUGCGAGUGGGAGAAAAACCCCAGUCGCCAAAACUCUAUGAAAAUCGUGAAAAUUUGCCAAAUGGUUUGAGAGGAUAUUAUGUUCAUAGACUUCUCGUAAAUAAUGUGGCACAAUGGGCUUCAGCUCGCUAUUCAUGGUAUGUUUGUAAACUUCUUGACGAACUUCAUAGACAAGAACGUGAAGAGAUGGAAAACAAGCUUGAAGCAAAAGACAAAAGCAUUCAGAAAAGAAUACCACGUUCGGUACCAAAAGGAAAGGAAAAGAACUAUAAGUAUAUGAUUUAUACUGAAGAGAUGGAAAAUGAAGAAGAUAAAGAUAUGGUUAUGUUGCAUUUAGUCAGAAGAAACAACAAAAGCUUUUACGACCUUGCUAAGAUUUACAAAUCUGACAGAAAUUGGUUCUAUCGCGAAAACUUACCGAUUUCAAUGACACCGAAUGAAGAUGUGAAACAAAUAGUUCAAGAUACGUUACCUCAAACACACUAUGAUAUGAAAGGUUGUACAAUUCUUACCUUCAAAGAAGACUUACCGCUACUGAAGGAAAAAAUAACAGAGUAUUUUGACAACUUCAAACAAGCAGAGUAA